This is a messenger RNA of Striga asiatica, 390 nucleotides long. The record is from the annotation of a GenBank genome assembly. Lineage: Eukaryota; Viridiplantae; Streptophyta; Magnoliopsida; Lamiales; Orobanchaceae.
AUGGGUACAUUUGAUAUGGAAAGCAUGCUGGACAUAUCACCGCCGCCGAACGAAGUCGCCGGAAGCCACCAGCAACCUACGAGCGCGGUCGCGAGCCAGUGCCAGCAGCCGCGCAUCGACAGUCGCCGCGCAUGCUCCCAGCGACGACCCGCCGUGCACGUCGUCCCCGUCCCGUGCACCAUCACCGACCCACGAUCUUCGUGUCUCGCACCCAGCGCGAGAGAUUGCAUGCGCCCGGCAAUCCUUGCGCGACCAGGAGACCAGUGUUGCACGACCGCGUGUUCCCAGACGUGCACGAGCCCAGUCCGCCAAGGCAUAGGAGUGCUGCUCCGGCACGCGCCCGAGCCAUCAGUGCCUGUCCGCGUCUGCACCAGCACCUGUGCGUCCUGA